Messenger RNA from Pyrus x bretschneideri (Chinese white pear), 1465 nucleotides. Its product is annotated as DNA damage-repair/toleration protein DRT100-like. The record is from RefSeq and is a predicted model, not a curated record. Gene Ontology annotation, molecular function: protein binding. Lineage: Eukaryota; Viridiplantae; Streptophyta; Magnoliopsida; Rosales; Rosaceae.
UCCCAUAUCCUUGCUGCUGCUCCUGCAUAUAUUAUCACUCUCACUCCAUCAACUUCCAAACCCCCAUCUCUUUCUCCCUCUCUCUCUCUCUCUCUCUCAUAUGAAUUAACUGUUACAGUCACAGAAUCCAUCCACUCUCAUCAAGUGAGCAUCUAGAGAGAACCUCUCUCUCUCUCUGCCAUGAAGAUGGUGAGGUUGCUCUUAAUCUCAGUGGCAACUUUCUGUGCCAUUGUCUCAACAGUGAGCUCUACUUGUUCGCCAUCAGACCUAGCAGCACUUCAAUCCAUCAAAACCGGCCUCACCGAUUCCUCCUUGGGCAUCUUCAACUCCUGGGUCGGAACAGAUUGCUGCGUAAACUGGUACGGAGUCAGCUGCGAUCCCACAACCGGCCGAGUAGUCGACAUUAAUCUCCGAGGCGAGUCGGAAGACCCGAUACUCAUGAAAUCAGGCCAGUCCGGGUUUAUGUCCGGCUCGAUCUCACCCCAAAUUUGCAGCCUCGAUCGUCUCACCACCCUCGUUCUAGCCGACUGGAAGGGAGUCACCGGCAAGAUUCCCCAAUGCCUCGCCACCCUCUCCAAUCUCCGAAUCCUUGACCUUGUUGGAAACAAGAUUUCGGGCGGGAUUCCGGCCGAUAUCGGCAACCUCAAGAUGCUUACGGUCCUCAACCUCGCCGAUAACCAGAUCUCCGGUACGAUUCCGGCGAGUCUCGUGAGCCUCUCAGGGCUAAUGCACCUGGACCUCAGCAACAACCAAAUCUCGGGCGAGAUACCGGCCGAUUUCGGAAAACUCAAGAUGCUCAGCCGGGCUCUGCUGUACCGGAACCAGCUCACCGGGUCAAUCCCGGACUCCAUCGGCAACAUGAACCGGUUGGCCGACCUGGACCUGUCCAGGAACCAAUUAUCGGGUCGCGUACCGGAUUGUCUCGGAAAAAUGCGGGUUCUUUCGACGUUGAAUCUGGACGGAAACUCGUUUUCUGGUCAAUUACCGGCGUCCCUUUUGAGCAAUCGGGGUUUGGGGAUCUUGAAUAUGAGCCGAAACGGGUUUGAAGGUAACAUACCGGACGUUUUCCACGGAAAUUCGUACUUUAUGGUGCUCGAUUUGUCUUACAACAAAUUGAAGGGUCCGAUUCCCGGUUCGUUAUCGUCGGCGAAAUAUAUCGGGCACUUGGAUCUGAGCCACAACCACCUGUGCGGGGCGAUUCCUGUGGGGAACCCGUUCGACCACCUCGGAGCGUCGUCGUUUGCCAACAAUGAUUGCCUCUGCGGGAACCCGCUGAGUACCUGUUGAUCGUAUGGUUUCGGCCGGUUUGGAUUGUAUAAGUUAUCGUAUCGGUUCGUCUCGCUCCGAAGUUCCGGGCAAAUGCACAUUUUAAUUUUAUAUAAUUUCUGUGUAAUUGUAAGAUUUAUUACGUGGCUUAAUCUCUUUUUUAUUUUAAUUUUAUAAAAAAGUAUUAAGUUCUAUACAA